AUGCUUCAUCUCAUUAGACGCACUAAACAUUUAUUCCCACUGCAGAAGAGGUACUUAUACAGGAGUCCCCUGGCAUAUUAUGGAACGAAUCUGAGUGCGUUAAACGAGUCAGUCCUAGAGGAAGUUAAUCCAUCAUUUACAGAGAUGAUUGAUUACUUUUUUAAGAAAGCCGUUAUUCAAGUCAGACCAAGGCUUUGUGACAUAUUAAGAGAGAAGAAACUAGAAGAAGACGCCAUACCCAACAGAAUUGACGGAAUAUUACAGACAAUGCGGGCGACCGAAAGAAUCCUUCGCAUUUACUUCCCUUUUCGCAGAGAUGACGGGACGUAUGAAAUGAUGGAGACGUAUACUGCGCACCACAGUCAGCACAGGUUGCCGGUAAAAGGAGGUAUUCGAUUCUCUCUUGGAGUAUCUCCUGAUGAAGUUGAAGCUUUGGCUAUGAUAAUGACAUUCAAGUGUGCAACUGUGCAGGUUCCUUUUGGAGGAGGCAAAGGUGGAAUUAAAAUGAAUCCAAAGUGUUAUACCAAACUUGAAAUUGAAAAGAUUACUAGGCGAUAUGCACUUGAACUGAUGAAGAGAAAGUUUUUAGAACCGGGUGUGUAUGUGCCAGCACCAGAUGUAAAUACUGGUUCCAGAGAAAUGUCAUGGAUAGCAGACACAUAUAUCAAGUCAUUAGGUUACAGUGAUCUAGCUGCAUUGUCAGUAGCCACUGGAAAGCCUAUAGAUCAAGGUGGUAUAAAUGGCCGCGUGGAAGCAACAGGGCGCGGAGUUUACUUUGCUCUUGACUUUGUCCUAAGGCAAGAAGAGUGGAUGAGGUUCAUUGGGCUUGAACCAGAGUGGCCCUGUAAAAAAGUCAUUAUUCAGGUUGUAAAUGACUCCUUUAUGAUACUGAAUGUUUAUUAG
Messenger RNA from Schistocerca cancellata (South American locust), 903 nucleotides. RefSeq names its product glutamate dehydrogenase 2, mitochondrial-like. Gene Ontology annotation, molecular function: L-glutamate dehydrogenase (NAD+) activity. Gene Ontology annotation, cellular component: mitochondrion. Bases 1 to 903 code for a protein of 300 amino acids. The transcript is spliced from 5 exons. NCBI's taxonomy places the organism in Eukaryota, Metazoa, Arthropoda, Insecta, Orthoptera, Acrididae. Gene Ontology annotation, biological process: L-glutamate catabolic process. The record is from RefSeq and is a predicted model, not a curated record.